This is a messenger RNA of Mycena citricolor, 395 nucleotides long. The record is from the annotation of a GenBank genome assembly. Lineage: Eukaryota; Fungi; Basidiomycota; Agaricomycetes; Agaricales; Mycenaceae.
CUUGAAAGAGACAAGUCAAAUUCAACAGGUGUCGCAUGCCGUCAUACUAUCGCCUAAGGCCAGUCCCGAGGGUGUCCCGCACUGACAUGGGAAUCAGCGCAAACAAAGAUGCCAACAAUCAGUGCUCACAGAAAUGCAGUCGGAACCCAGUGUACAAGCCCCGCACACCGUUGGCUUUGAAGAUCUCUCUAGGGAAGGCGUCACCGGGGAUGGUCAAGAGAUACAGCAGAAUGACUAACCGCACUGCUGCUGCGGUUCCCGGCGGCUGAGAAAGCUUCAGUCUUUCAGUUCGCGCAUGAGUGUCGCUACUCACUUUAACAAGAUGUUGCCCCUUGCUGGCAGCAAUGGCGUACUCGAGCUGUCGUCGGACCUGAUAUCUUUGAAUUCGUAACUUG